GUGUUCGGCUUUCCCGGGGAUUUUCCGCGUCCGCCCGGUCGUCCGCCGCUCGGCCGCCGUCGCGCCAAUCCAACGGGUAUACGCGUGCUCUGCUACCGCCGCCGUUGUCGUGAUCGUCGCCGUAGCUGCCGUCGUCGUCGUCGCAGCCGCAGCCCCGAGUCGACAUGUAUGGAUAACAUCAUACACGGUACAGCCCAGAAAACAUCGCCAUGGCACCAACAUUGCCAGAAUGGGCUAGCAUUGUCAAGAACAAAGUUCUACAAUUAUUUCAGGGGCCGAAUCAACAACAAUAUGACGAGUUCGAAUUCAAUUUAAACAAAUCACAUUUAGAAAAGUCUUCCAUUCCCUACACCGAAGAUUGUUCGGGAGGUGGCGAAUUUGGUCUACAAAGUCCGGCCGAGUCGUUGGCAUCACCCGUUCGACCACCCCUCAGACAUAUCGACAAAUACAUCAAACCGGAAAUACCAAAUCUGAGCAAGAGAUAUACCAUAGCCAUACUAACAUGCAUCGGUUUCAUGAUUUCAUUUGGGAUGCGGUGCAACAUGUCCAUGGCGAAACUGAAAUUCCACAUAGGAUCCGACGACGAUGUCAUUGCAAACCGAACAUUGACGAUUACGACUACGACCACAGCUCACACUCCGUUACCAGUGGGCAGUACACCGAUUCACGAACGACCGAUCAAUUGGUCCCUUGGGUCGUUUGUCGCCAUUGAGAUGUCGUUUUUUUGCGGAUAUUUGAUUACCCAGGUGCCCGGCGGCUUUCUGGCCUCCAUGUAUCCAGCUAACAGAGUUUUCGGGAUUGCUAUUGCUAUGUCGUCAUUUCUCAAUUUGUUAGUACCGUCGGCAACGGAGAUCGAGAAAUCCCUAUACGUAAUAGUUAUCCGAAUGUGUCAAGGACUGGUCGAGGGCGUUACGUAUCCAGCUUGUCACGGUAUCUGGAGACACUGGGCCCCGCCACUGGAAAGAUCGAGACUGGCCACCAUAGCCCUGUGCGGAUCGUACGCGGGCGUCGUGGUGGGCAUGCCACUGUCCGGCUCAUUGAUCGACUGGUUCAGUUGGGAGGCACCGUUCUACGUGUAUGGAGUGAUGGGACUGAUAUGGUACGUGUUCUGGCUGUGGUUGUGCUUCGAAAAACCGAGUCUCCACCCCACCAUAUCGGCCAAAGAAUUGAACUAUAUAGAAAAGUCGCUGGGCGCGGCCCAAAUGUCACCGGCGCCGACAAUCGUCAACACGCCCUGGAAAGAAUUCUUCACCUCGAUGCCCGUGUACGCGAUCAUAGUCGCCAACUUCUGCCGGUCGUGGAACUUCUACCUCCUUGUACUGUUCCAAGCCUCGUACCUUCAUUCUUUCAACUUCGAAGUGUCCGCGACUGGUUACAUCGGUGCAUUACCGCAUCUGUUGAUGACCAUAGUGGUUCCCCUCGGAGGUCUCCUAGCUGAUCAUAUACGAAAAAAUGGCAUUCUCUCUACGACUAGCGUUCGGAAGAUUUUCAACUGUGGUGGUUUCGGUAUGGAAGCCACGUUCUUCCUCGUGCUAGCUAACGCUGAAACACCUGUCACCGCUACAAUAGCGCUAACCUGUGGCGUAGCAUUCAGCGGUUUCGCUAUUUCCGGGUUCAACGUAAACCAUUUGGACAUCGCGCCGAGAUACGCCAGCAUACUGAUGGGCAUCUCCAACGGAAUCGGUACGAUAGCGGGUCUUCUAUGUCCGAUCGCCAUAAACAUCAUCAUCAGGCACAAGACAAGACAAAGUUGGAGCGAGGUGUUCAUACUGGCAGCCGUCAUACAUUACAUUGGCGUGGUGUUCUACGGCAUAUUCGCUUCAGGAGAACUGCAACCAUGGGCCGAGCCCAAAGUCGAAGAAGACCAACAAAUGGACGAGGUGAGUACCGAGAAAAAGAAGCUCUCGUCGUACGGCUCGGUCGAGCAGUCGGACAAAGGGUUCGUAAACGCAGGACUGAAAAUCGGUAACAACGAUGCUGUACCCGCGCCACCAACCGACAACCCGACCAAUCCGUUUCUGGCCAAACCUGCCGCCACCAACCCUUUCGCGCCAUCCGAGUAAAUACUACCGAACAGUGCGGACCGAUCGAAUAUCCAUCGUGAACAUAUUAACAUAUACUUCAUAUGCAUAACUCAUGAGCAAUAAUCGUUAGUUGCGUAAUUUUGGUAUUAUUAUUAUUUUUAUUUCGUAGCAUUAAGCGUGUUCACAUACCUAUAGUUAUAUAAUUAAUUUCGUCUCAAUUACGAUGAUAAUUUAAU
This is a messenger RNA of Sipha flava (yellow sugarcane aphid), 2260 nucleotides long. RefSeq names its product vesicular glutamate transporter 1-like. Gene Ontology annotation, cellular component: excitatory synapse; synaptic vesicle membrane. Bases 210 to 2063 code for a protein of 617 amino acids. The record is from RefSeq and is a predicted model, not a curated record. Gene Ontology annotation, biological process: neurotransmitter loading into synaptic vesicle; monoatomic anion transport; transmembrane transport. NCBI's taxonomy places the organism in Eukaryota, Metazoa, Arthropoda, Insecta, Hemiptera, Aphididae. Gene Ontology annotation, molecular function: L-glutamate transmembrane transporter activity; neurotransmitter transmembrane transporter activity. The transcript is spliced from 14 exons.